AUGCGCCGUUUAUUUUCUCUUCUUUUAUGUUUGCUUUGUUUCGUCCUAUUUACGGGCAAAGCUCACUCGCAGGUCACCUUCAUUCAACCGCCGCCCGCAGGCCCUUCGCACGUUUAUCAAGACAAUCCAGCCUACAAAUAUGAUGCCACCGUUACUGUACAAUGGACUGGAGAUAUCCCAAAAUCGGUUCAGACGCUGCAAGUUGAAGUCUGGAGAGAUAUAAUUGACCCGUCGCCAGCAGAUGCUGGGUAUUAUCUAGAUUUGGGGAGCUUUCCCCCCUCACCCAAUAAAGGUUGGCUCGUCAUGAGUAUGCCGGCAUGGCUUUUUUCAAAAAACGGAACUGUCCCGCUUUAUUUCGUGUGUCUUGAUAAAGACACAUCGGACGUUCUCGGCGAAUCUCAUUAUUAUAACAUCACGAACGGGCCUACGAGUUCCUCUACUGGACCGGCCACGACUAGUGCAACUACAACGUCUUCUAAGUCAAGUGGAACUGGCACAGAUACUUCAAAAACAGCUGCAUCAAACACAGGUGCUGCUGUGGAUGGGACACCGCCACACUCGACAAGUCCAACGACCACGACAACGACGGCAUCGUCAACCGCCACACCACAAUCGACCGAAAAACUCUCUAAAAAGGCAAUUGCAGGUAUUUCGGUUGGGGCAAUAAUAGGCGGCGUAUCAAUACUAGCGGUGUUGGGUUUCCUGGCACGCAGGUAUGGAAUCUGGAGCAACGGUAGCUUUCAUAAUAUCUUUGGAAGGGGUCAACAGAGCGCAGCUCCUCAAAAUAACAUAGUAGAGCUACCGGUAGACAACCCAACGGAGCUGCAAGACAGUCAAGAGAUCAAAGAUUCAAGAGCCUGGAAACAUCCCAGAGGUUCCGGAGGUCUCUACGAAGUGGCUUAG
Molecule: messenger RNA, 903 nt
Organism: Trichoderma asperellum CBS 433.97
Lineage: Eukaryota; Fungi; Ascomycota; Sordariomycetes; Hypocreales; Hypocreaceae
Source: RefSeq, a predicted model, not a curated record